UAAUUAUAUUCGGAUAGCAAAUUUAUUAUUUGAAAUAAAUGUGCAAUAUAAUUUGAAGAGCGGACAGAUAGUUUCAACGGUAACUGACAAUGGAACGAACUUUGUCAAAGCCUUUAAAGAAUUCGGUUAUAAGAUAAAAAUACCUGUGUUAGAAAAAGAAAUACCUACUGCGGUAGAAGAAGCUAAAGAAGAAAUAGAUUCCGAAUAUUGUAAUGACGAACAAGAAGAUUUAGAUGAAUAUGUCGAUGAAGUAGAUAUAGAUUUGGAAUUUCGUAAUAUCGAGCAAAAGGAUACCAAUGUUCAUUCCACUAUUCAACUACCAAACCAUCUAAGAUGUGCAAGCCAUACUUUAAGCUUGCUGGCAACUACGGACUUUACAAAAGCGUUGAAACAAAAUUCUGUCGCGUCCAAAAUUCAUCAUACAGCAAUGGGGAAAUGCACGAUAUUGUGGAAUAUGUCUCGAAGACCAAAAACAUCAGAGAUAAUUGUUGAUUUCUUAGGAAAAAGUUUGAAGUAUCCAACCCCUACACGCUGGAAUUCGUUAUUCGAUGCGCUGUCCGAUCUUUUAGUACAUCGAGAGAAGCUUAAUAAGUUAAUACCGAAAUUAGAUUCAAAUGUUCAUUUUAAAGAUGUAGAGUUUAAUUAUUUAGAAGAAUGCAUCGCCGUAUUAUCUCCCAUUGCGUUGGCAUUAGACCGAUUGCAGAGCGAAAAUGAAUGCUACUAUGGCAUUUUAAUGCCAACUCUUUUUUCUCUUAAACUGAGAAUGAGAAUGCUACAUGAAAAAAAUUUAAGAUUUUUAGAUAGCGUCGUAUCAAUUCUCAUCUCUUCACUCGAGAGGAGAUUUGAAGACUUUUUCCAUUUUUCGCCAACAGUAAACAAUGCUAUCAUUGCUUCGUGUUUACAUCCGUCAUUUAAACUAAAGUGGCUUCCAAAGACCAUGUCCAGCGAGGAAGUGUCACGAUUUCGAAACUUGUGUAACGCGGCUAUAGACGAGCUUGUGCCUCUUGAAACCACAAUUAUCUCUAAUUCCAGUGAAGAUGAAUUCUUCAUCUUCAAUGAAUCUAAUAGUCUGCAGCAAUCGAAUUCAGAUUCAGAAUUGGUAUCUUUUUUUAAUGAUAAACAGAAAACGCUGGAUACAUUGAAUAAAUACCCACGUGUAAAAAAGGCGUUUAUAAAAUUUAAUACUAGUCUGUGUUCUUCUGCUCCUGUAGAGAGACUGUUUUCUUUUGCGGGAUUUAUACAUUCGCCUACUCGUGGCCUUCUAUCUGAUAAACUGUUUGAAACAUUGGUAUUUUUGAAAGGCAAUAAGACUUAUCAAAAUAAUAAUAAAUAAAUGAAGUAUAACUCUGUAUAUGGUAUACA
Messenger RNA from Vollenhovia emeryi, 1362 nucleotides. RefSeq lists its product as uncharacterized. The transcript is spliced from 2 exons. The record is from RefSeq and is a predicted model, not a curated record. Bases 428 to 1333 code for a protein of 301 amino acids. Lineage: Eukaryota; Metazoa; Arthropoda; Insecta; Hymenoptera; Formicidae.